GUAGCUUCCAGGUCGUUCGGACGCCUAAUAUUCCAUUUCACGUUGGCUAUGAUGAUGGACUUCUUUCUUAAAACAACAGCGAUAGCAAGCUUUAUAUUGAUAGAUGUAAUCAUGUGAUAGAAAAGGACAAUAGAUAAUCAAUGUGAUUUGAUUUCCUCUCUAUAACGUGUGAUGGAAAAGUGAGGGUUUGUUUUUUUACUGUAAAAUGACUGACAAGCGCUGGGUAAAAUUUUGUUCACUGAAAUGUGAAGACAUAUGUCUUCCACAUUAACAUCUUUCUUGUGUUCAGUUUGAUCAACUAACAGUGUGUUUGUUUGUCCAAACAGGUAAAAGACCUGCAAAUAUUUUAGCUCAUUAAAAAUGAGCAAAUGAAAUUUCUUGACAAAAAAAAAAUAAAAAAUGUACUGACAGUUUUAGCAGCUAAUAUAUAACUAAAAUAACUAUGUCAGUCUGUGAAACACAUUAAUAAGUUAACAUCUGUUGAAUGAAUUCCUUAAAAAGUGAAAAGUCAUUCUUCAAGGUACUAAUGACUUUGGACGUAUAAAAAGGGACUGUGAAAGAAACUUAAAAUCUAAUCUUUCAAAAGUCUUUUACUGGUGAAAAUCAAAAUGCGUGAAGCACAUACAAAAUAAUGCAUCGUGUCUAUGAAGUGGAUAUGUGUAAAAGAAAACGUUAAAAUAAGAAAAACACACUAAGAUCUUUGAAAACUAAAGCGUCAGUAUGAUAAAGGCGACACAUCUGUAAAGGAAAAUAUAUAUAAAAAAAGUGUCUGAUUAUUCUCUCAGCAUCGAAACACCAAAUCUUCGCACACCAAAAUCAUAAGAGGAAAAUUAAGGACAAUAACGGUGCCAGCCUGAGAACAUCCGACCACAUGACGCCCAUCUCAACAGAAAAGAAGUGAGAGAGAGAGAGAGAGAGAGAGAGAGAGAGAGAGAGAGAGAGAGAGAGAGAGCGAUGAAGCCACCGGCCAACCUAGAGGGCAGCUGAGCAACAGAUCGAACCAUGCACCUGUCCGCCGUCAUUGUUUUGCUCAUCGCCAACAUCGGCCUUGCGGAUCCUGACCCAGGUAUGGGGCUCGCUGAUCCUGAUCCGGGAUCCAAACCGAAGAAGAAGACGGGCAACUGGAAGAAACCCGAGUUUGACGAAACUUUGCCCGAUAACAUAACUGUCAUGGAGGGGGAUACGGCUUCCCUCCCCUGCGUUGUUUCAAGGUUACGAGGACGAUCUGUAUCGUGGAUUCGGCAGAGCGAUCUGCAUGUCAUCUCCGCUAAUGAGCUCACCUUCACCUCAGACGACAGGUUCAGGGUAAUUAUCGAUAACCUGACGUCGUCGUUCUCCCUGGAAGUGAUAUCAGCCCUGAGGAAUGACUCCGGCGUGUACGAGUGCCAGGUUAAUACUCGACCCAAGUUAUCGAGGCCCAUCACUCUUAACGUCCCCGGCCCGGCGGCGAAAAUUCAGGGUCCAAGCGAGCUGUAUAUCAAGAGUGGGUCGACGCUUGUCAUCAGCUGUACAGCACUGCUUCAUCCAGACGCCGUCAGUACAGUAGACUGGCUGCACAAUCAAACGACGCUGUCCAUCGCGGGUCCCCGGGGAGGGGUGAGCAUCCACACGGAGAAGGCCGGCCAAUUAGUCUCCUCGAAGCUCUCGGUCGGGAAGGCAGUGAGCAGAGACGCUGGCAACUAUACGUGCCAGCCCGACUCGGUGCAUCCGGCGUCUAUUAGUGUCUUCAUAGUAGAGGACGAAUUUCCGGCAGCCAUGCAUCACGAGAGCAGCUGUCACUCUUUGGACGUCUCUCGAGGGCUUUUAGUGGCACUCCUCCUAAUCAACGCGGCACUGCUGACCGCCAGAUGAUGUGGCACCGCCGGGAGGUUCUCUUCUCUGGGGAUUUUAUACUGAAGCAUAUUUUGUACUUGCUGAGAUACUGUAAAGCUAGGGAAUACAAUGAAAAGAAAAUGCAACAUUUUGGGUGAACGGUGUCAUAUUAAUACUGGUAAAAAAAAACUAUUUCUUUUCCUAAUAUUGCAUUCUGGUCUAUUUUCAUUUCUAAAUGGCAAUACAUACAUACAUACAUACAU
Messenger RNA from Macrobrachium nipponense, 2075 nucleotides. Its product is annotated as hemicentin-2-like. Gene Ontology annotation, cellular component: neuron projection membrane. NCBI's taxonomy places the organism in Eukaryota, Metazoa, Arthropoda, Malacostraca, Decapoda, Palaemonidae. The record is from RefSeq and is a predicted model, not a curated record. The transcript is spliced from 9 exons. Gene Ontology annotation, biological process: synapse organization. The coding region runs from base 1003 to 1851 and encodes 282 amino acids.